This is a messenger RNA of Linnemannia hyalina, 2556 nucleotides long. NCBI's taxonomy places the organism in Eukaryota, Fungi, Mortierellomycota, Mortierellomycetes, Mortierellales, Mortierellaceae. The record is from the annotation of a GenBank genome assembly.
AUGCUCCUUCCCGCCGCCCCUGUCCCAGCCAUCGCACCAGCAAGGUCUUUGGAAGAUAUAAGCACUGACCACCAUUUUAGUCUCGACUCACUGGUUCUCUACGACACAACCACAGCAUCGGCCUCCUCGCCUGUCACUGCUGUUGUUGCUGCCACAUCGCCAACUCAGAACCAAGCCUUGAAACGUGCCCAGACCAUGCUCCUCACUUCCUCGCCGCGGCUCCUUGACUUUGAGACGUCUGCACGAUCAGGUGUCAUCGCCAAAGCCGAUGCCAUUGUCCAAGGAAACCUGGUCAUCCAGCAGGGCAUCCAGGUCAUCCAAGCCGAACUGAAGGAAAACUUCCCAGCCCUGAGGUCAGAGAUUGCCAGAAACACUGCCCUUCAACAAGAUCUUGCUAUUGUCCAGCAAGAAAUGUUGAAACUGCAGGAGCGCUCGAUCAGGAUGCAGCAAGAGGCCCUCGACCGUCUUGCCCUGAUCCAGAACAAGGUCGCCGCCAUCAUGACCCAGAACUACGAGUUACAUGAGUAUCCAAUCCCACGCCUGUUUAUUGUCUUGCCCAAGGAGAGUAUCAGCAUGACCGAGAUUCUAGGACGAGGAAUCAAGAACCUAUUCGCCGAUCAGUUCACGCUUUAUUUCCUUUGCGAGUGCGGUGAGCAUACUAAGUCAGUUGACGGUCAACCCACCAACCUCAACCUCAAGCACGAGAUCCACAUCGCCCGCCACGAGGGAUACGACAUCGACCGCCCGACAGAGUUCUUCGACAAGUACGAGUCGUACAUCCUCACGCUACUCCAGAUGCUCAAGUACGGCGUCACUAUCGCCGGUGUUGUUGUUCCGCCGUUGGGUCACCUCAACAUUGUGGAUGCCGUGGAAGGGACGCUUGGCGGCAUUAACACAGUCCUGCAGGAUCUCGGACCAAAGGUUGACAGUUCGAUCGCCUACAUAGAGGGUUUGAUAGGAGCCCAUAGCCAUCUGGUGUCCUAUGAUUCAUGUUCGACUUCCACGGGUCUGGGUGGACUGGAGGCAUUGGAAGGCGCAGAUCUCCGACAACUGGAGUCAUUUCUGAAAACCAAGGACGAGGGUCGAGUGCUCGGAAACCUGUACAGGAUCGUCACGUCAGAUGGUCAUGUCAAGUGGGUCUGUCUCGAUCACUACCACGAAAACUACCGCGCCAAGUCGACGCAAGAUCUCAGGGAUGCCGUGCAAGCGGCCGAAGAUGGAUUGUACGAUGAGGCCACUGGCAGCGUCCGCGUCGAGCUCCGUACUCCGAUCGCCGCGAGGAGUUUUUACUCGGUCCUUACGUACUCCCGUUCCGUGCAGUGCCUGAAUAUAACUCUCUGUUGGGCCCCUUCUAGGCAGGACCUCCGAGAUCUCGGCGACACCAUCAAAUCGACAAACAUCGUCGAGAUCACGAUCAGGAAGUCUCCUAGCGGAACACCACUUUCUGAUGUUUUCAACCGUGGUCGACGACUAGACCCUCUUCUUCAAAUGAUGUCUGGUGGCAACAUUCAGUCUUUUCGUUUGUGGGGUUGGGACGAAGGCUUCCUAGAGUGCAGCGGCAUUUUACCGACGACGUUCACUGUCCGGAGACUCCAUAUCUGGCAUGAGAAGAAUUGGCUAAAGAGUAUUCCUCGUCUUAUAAGCACCCUGCAAGCCAGUUCCCUAUUGUCGGAACUUACAGUCGAAGAAGUUAACGUCGACAAGGUUGUGGGCCCACUCUUGUCGGCAUUGGAGAGGGCCAAGCUGCCGCGGGCAUUAAAAGUGGCUAUCGGACUCGAACAAGAGUACUAUUCCUUCGCAUCCUUCGAGAUCGACGCAUUCACAGGCAUGGCCCGACCAACUUAUCUGCAAUACGACAGUAACAAACACACAGAGAUACUCUACCAUCCCUUGCUUCGACAGGUCCGCAUUCAUCACCAACAUGGACUCACUGUACUUCUCCAAAAUCUUCGUAUAUGUGUCAAGAACAACUCUGGUCUGCAGAGCAUCAAGGUUGUGUGCGCCCAGGAGGACUCCAUCAACUGGUUGCAGGCUUUCCAUAGAGUGUUCGCCGACUAUCCUCAACAAACACCUCGGCUCAUUUUCAUAAAUAGCAAUGACACCUCAACAGUGACAUCAACCACCAGCAACAUUCAGGACCUUUUAACAACUGCCAUCCACUUACAUGGAUUCAGCAAUGACUACCUAUCGGCAGGCUAUCUCGGCACUAUUCAAGACGACUGGGCAUUCACGGCCGACAUAUUGGUUUUGAAACCCGACACAACGCCAACAAAUAUCGCGGUCUUAUCAGAGUUCCUUCAAAAAAGACCAGUCCGGCUAAACUUUUCAGUUCUAAAGCUGACGCUUCGUGCCUCUUCGACUCCUGCUACCGUACCAGCUCUCAUCAAGCUCAUCAAGGAAUCCAGUGCAAUGAAGGAUACGGAGUUCGCGUUGGAUGUGGAUUACGGAGAUUGGAUGAGCCGUCUCAUCAAUGCCUCUCGCCAUGUCGCAGUUCAACGCCUUGCCAAUCUCAACUCAUAUCUGGAAAGCAAUCUCUCACAAUACGAUUUUUUUUAA